UGAAUAUGUUUCUUCCUUCAGCUGCGUGAACAUCUUUCUUGUCAAAGUAAAUUAAGUUCGUAUUAUCUUCAGUGUUAGAGCCAUUCUUCAGUGACCCUGAGGAAAGACGUUCUCAUUUGAAGUUCUUGUCUUGUAGAAGUUGUGAGGAGUGUCUCGGUGAGAUUGGAGGACAGAGGAUGCUUCAGCUGCCUGAAUCAGCUUUAGAUCACAUCCAUGUUCCGGCUCUUUGGCCUGUUGCUGUGUCUGAAUAUGGAAACGUUGCGCGCAAACGCGGCGCGUGUCUCCACGAGCUGUGCCUUAAUGUUGUUGGACAGAAAUCAGACCGUGUGAAUUAUGUGUGAAUAUGACAUAAAGAUGAAUCUCUCUUCGGUGAACUCAUCCUCUUGGAAACCGGAGUCCGUGGCCAUUUCUUUGAGCUUUUCGGUCAUUUUCCUGGUCGGCACCGUGGGAAACUCUCUGGUCCUCGCGGUUCUGUUUCGUAACGGACAGAUGAACACCAAAACCACCAACCUGUUCAUCCUCAACCUCGGCAUCGCAGAUCUGUGCUUCAUAGUUUUCUGUGUGCCCUUUCAAGCCACCAUCUACACGCUGGAUGAAUGGGUGUUCGGACCUGUGCUGUGCAAAGUCGUGCACUUCAUCAUUUUUCUCACCAUGUACGCCAGCAUCUUCACCCUGACAGCUGUCUCCCUGGACAGGUAUUUAGCCAUUUGUUACCCACUCCGCUCCAGAGAGAUGAGAACACCAAAGAACGCCCUCACCUCCAUCUGCCUGGUUUGGGCAUUGGCCUUGGUUUUCUCUGGACCGUAUCUCAGCUACUACACACAGAUGGACCUGGUCGGCACUGUGGUGUGUAUUCCUGCCUGGGAAUCCAAACCACGCAUCAUAAUGGAUGUGUGCACCUUUGUGUUUGGCUACCUCAUUCCCGUCCUGGUGCUCGGCCUCACCUAUGCUUGCACCAUCCGAUACCUGUGGACCAGCGUGGAUCCCGUGAAGGACAUGUCCGAGUCUCGGUGGGCCAAACGCAAGGUCACAAAGAUGAUCCUCAUCGUCACUGCUCUGUUCUGCGUUUGCUGGCUUCCCCAUCACCUGGUCAUCCUCUGCAUGUGGUUUGGACGUUUCCCCCUCAACCACACCACCUACGUCCUGCGGAUCCUCUCCCACCUGGUGGCUUACACCAACUCCUGCCUUAACCCCAUCGUCUACGCCCUCGUCUCAAAGCACUUCCGCAAAGGCUUCAGGAAGGUUUUCAGCUGCACGCUGAGGACGAAGGAGGUCAACAAGGUGCACGUCGUCCAGGCGGUGAACACUGUCAGCAGUGUGGAGAUGUCCAACUAGAGACACCAGCUUUGAGUCAGACCAGAUGACGAAGGGGAUGAGCCAUCUGAACAUUAUGAACUAUGAACAUAUCCAGAAACUGUUUAAUAACAAAAUGUCCCAACAGUAUUAAUUUCAAGAGAGUAAGAACCAUCUUGAGCGUGGAGUACACCUGUCUAUAAGGACACCUGUCUGUGAGGACACCUGUCUGUGUGAUGAGACAACAGUGGAAGGUGAGGAAUGAGGGAUCAUUAGAGAAAAGGCUGCUUCCUCUGAAUCACUCACCACCAGUUGUAGGACAGAGUCUCUAUUUCUCAACAACUACUGAAUGAAAAAACACCCUCUGCUUGGGAGUGUUCACGUAUUAUUCUAAGGUGGUUAGCCUUGGUGCUAACCCUGCAGUCACAACAUAAACUGUAUAAAUUAGUCUCUUUUGUUGUGUUUUUGUUACCAAGUGCUGAAUUGAUUGUGUUAAUGUUAAUAUUGUUUUUUAUUUUGAUGUAACUUUCAGUGGUGAAACCGGCAAAAGCAGCAUGGCUGUAAACUCUUGUUCAUCAAGAUCAAGGAAAAGUGAUAAUAAAGGAAACUAUACACACAGUUAUAUGCUUUAAUGAGAGAGUGAGGACGUCCUCAGGUACCUUGAUUUGAGUCUAAUCUGGGUUUUUUGUGCUGAAAGCUAACAGGCACAUGUGGCCAGCAUGUAGCACUUAUGGUUGGCCAGAUUCUGAAGUAUUUUUCCUGGAAAUUGCACAAACACUGUCUUACAAGGGAACGACCCAAGUCGAGGGAGCCCUGCUCAUGUGUUUUGUUAUGAAGAUCAUUUCAAAGAAUUUGUAGUAAGCAGUAAUUUACUUUGGGUAAAAUAAGCUUACCCAUUAUCCUGUUGACAAUGUUUGUACCCAGUUUGUAAUUAUUUUAUUUUAUUUUGUAAAUUAAAAAAAAAAAAUUGCAAAUUGCUUUUCUAAAAGGCACAAAGCCUGAAAAAUAUAUAGAUCAGAGUGAAGUGAAA
Molecule: messenger RNA, 2323 nt
Organism: Toxotes jaculatrix (banded archerfish)
Lineage: Eukaryota; Metazoa; Chordata; Actinopteri; Toxotidae
Product: galanin receptor 2a
Exons: 2
Coding region: 334-1335 (333 amino acids)
Biological process (GO): adenylate cyclase-modulating G protein-coupled receptor signaling pathway; neuropeptide signaling pathway
Cellular component (GO): membrane
Molecular function (GO): galanin receptor activity
Source: RefSeq, a predicted model, not a curated record